AUGCUGCAGCAACUUGCCGUCCUCGUCUCAGCGUUGGGCCUUUGCCAUGCGACGACGCAGAUUGUCACCGGGGCCUCUCUCUUCGUUGGAGACUCGUCGCCUAUCGUGAACACUUCGUACGCCCGGUUCCAAGGCAAGAACGAUAAUAGAACCGGCACCUCCAACUAUCUAGGCAUUCCCUAUGCCACAGCCGCACGGUUCAGCCAUUCAGUCCUGGCCGACACUGCCGUGUCCGGCGUGCAGAAUGUCUCAGCCUACGGCGUCGUCUGCCCACAGCAUGAGCUCCCGUCGUCCAUCGACCCGUCCGUGCUGCCGCUGGGAAGCCUGUCUGGCGUGCUUGUCGCUGCGCUGUCGCAGUCCACUCUCGAGCAAGGAGAGGACUGCCUCUCGGUCAACAUCCACGUGCCGCAGAACACCAGCAGCACCGCCGGCCUGCCCGUGCUGGUGUGGAUCCACGGCGGCGGUUUUGAGGCCGGCGCGGGCGGCUCGCUGCUGGAGACCGGCGUCGAAAGCCCGGGCGUCGUUUACGAGGCCGCCAACAUUGUCGAGCGCAGCGUAGCCAUGGGCCAGCCCGUCGUCGUUGUCUCAAUCAAUUACCGGUUGAACCACUUCGGCUUCAGCGCCUCCAAGGAGCUGGCCGACGCCGGGCUGCUGAACCUGGGCUUUGGCGACCAGCGCAACGCACUGCGCUGGAUCAAGAAGCAUAUCGGGCCGUUCGGCGGCGACGCUGACAAGGUGACAAUCUGGGGCGAGAGCGCCGGCAGCUGGUCGGUGGCCGCGCAUCUCGUCGCCAACGGUGGCGACCACGAGGGCCUCUUCAGGGCGGCCAUCGGCAGCUCAGGCGGACCGCUGAAGGUUGAGGGUCCUGCGAGGCAGCAGGCCACCUUCGAUUCCCUUGUCAGCUACGUCGGCUGCAACGACGCCGCGGACGUCAUCGCCUGCCUGCGGGACGCCGCGUACGAUGAUGUCUACACGCACAUGCAGACGGUGCCGUAUUUCCUCGGCUACAACAGCCUGGCCUCGUCGUGGACCAUUCGCCCGGAUGGCGACGUUUUCACCGACAGCCCCGACAAACUCGUCGCUUCCGGGGCCAUUGCCGACGUUCCUCUUCUUUGGGGCGACAUGCGGGACGAGGGCACCCUCUUCUCCUUGGUCAAUGCCGCAAACACCACCACCGACGACGAGGUGCUGGACUACUUCCUGACCAACUGGUGGCCCAACGCUACCGAGGCCCAGCUCGAGAAGCUCCUGACGCUGUACCCGGCCGACCAGACGGCCGGCUCGCCGUUCGGCACGGGCGACAGCAACGCGCUGUACCCGCAAUUCAAGCGCAUCUCGGCCAUCACCGGCGACUACAGCUUCGAGAGCCAGCGGCGGCAGCUGCUGGCGGCCGCGCCGGGCAGCAAGUGGAACUACCUGGCCGAACAGGCGCUGCCCGCGGCGGUGCUGGAUGGCACAGCGACGCUGGGAGAGGUCACGGCGGCCGACUACGCCGAUGUCGGCACGCUGGAGGCGGUGCCGUUCCUGGGGAGCUUCCAUGCGAGCGAUGUGGUGCUCAACUUCUUUGGCGCGCUGCCAUCCAACAACUCGCGGCGAAUGAUGGGCGCGCUGAUUGCCUUCGUCAACCGCCUCGAUCCCAACGCGCACGACAUGGAAGACGUGCCCGCCUGGCCACAGUACGACUCGGCCAGCCGGUCGACGAUGCUGUGGCGUGAGAGCGGUGCCGAGAUCGUGGCUGAUGAUUAUCGCGAGGAGGCCAUCGCGUACCUGAACGAAAUCGGGGAUUCCUUGCGUAUCUAG
This is a messenger RNA of Colletotrichum higginsianum IMI 349063, 1800 nucleotides long. RefSeq names its product Carboxylic ester hydrolase. The coding region runs from base 1 to 1800 and encodes 599 amino acids. The record is from RefSeq and is a predicted model, not a curated record. Lineage: Eukaryota; Fungi; Ascomycota; Sordariomycetes; Glomerellales; Glomerellaceae. The transcript has 3 exons.